This is a messenger RNA of Solanum lycopersicum (tomato), 1069 nucleotides long. RefSeq names its product phosphopantetheine adenylyltransferase. Gene Ontology annotation, biological process: coenzyme A biosynthetic process. NCBI's taxonomy places the organism in Eukaryota, Viridiplantae, Streptophyta, Magnoliopsida, Solanales, Solanaceae. Gene Ontology annotation, molecular function: pantetheine-phosphate adenylyltransferase activity; dephospho-CoA kinase activity. The record is from RefSeq and is a predicted model, not a curated record.
UUUCUUCAUCUUUUGUAUUGCUCAGUGCUUUUUAUUCAUCGUUUAAUCUUGCCGCUUUGUAUGUUUUCGUAUUUGAGCAAACUGAAUUUGGGGGAGUUUUUGCUUCUUUAUUUUUUGGGGCUUAAAGCUUUAGGGUUGAGCCGCCCUUGCUUUUUGUUGUGAAUUUUCUUUGUUCCUCGAGGUUUUGAGCUUAACUGCAAAUUGCUAGCCAGAAGUAUAGUUCUGAUAGAGAAUUUUGGUCGGAUUAAGUAAAACAUAUCAAACUCAAGUUUGCAGAGAAGCUUCAAAUAAAUAAAUACAGGCGAGGUAGCCAUCAUCGAAGGAAUCAGAUGGCAGUAAUGGAGGAAUCAAACCCAAAGUCCACUUUAUCCCCACCUAAUUCCUACACUGCCGUUGUUCUUGGAGGUACUUUUGAUCGUUUACACGAAGGUCACCGGCUUUUUCUUAAGUCGGCUGCGGAAUUGGCAAAGAAUCGAAUUGUAGUUGGUGUUUGCGAUGGUCCAAUGUUGAUUAAGAAACAGUAUGCUGAUCUGAUAGAGCCAAUUGAGCUGAGAAUGGAACAUGUUGAAGAUUACAUCAAGUCUAUAAAACCUGAGCUGAUAGUGGAAGUAGAACCAAUUGUGGAUCCCUAUGGUCCGUCAAUUGUCGAUGAGAAUUUGGAGGCCAUUGUUGUCAGCAAGGAGACGUUGCCUGGUGGACUGUCUGUUAAUAGGAGGAGGGCUGAAAAGGGACUCUCGCAGCUAAAGAUCGAAGUUGUAGAUCUAGUCUCUGAAGAAUCAAGUGGAGACAAACUGAGUUCUACUGCUUUGAGAAAACUUGAAGCUGAGAAGCUGCUCAGGGACCACAAUUCCGGAAGUCAGAGUUAAAACUUUUUCUUGUCUAUACGUUCAAAGGAGUUUCACUUUGUUUUUUUUUCUUUUCAAUUUGCUUUGUUAGGAUUAACAAGGACACUCUGUAGCCAUCAUAGAUGUGAAAUUGUCUUGUAAAACAAUAAUCUCCUCAGAAUCGUGCUGGAGUUGUUUUCACAGUUACUUGUAUAUCUAUAAAAUGUAGCCUUGAUUUCUUUCCA